CAGACUUUGAAUGGAGAGACCUACAACAAGAUUAAUUUGUCCACAAGGUGGCAUUAUAUCAUUAAUGUGACGGGCAAAAAAGGGAAAUAUGGGCGUUUGAGGAUUUAAAUAACUGUAUGAAAAUCUGCCACUGGGCUGUAUGCAGUUAACAGCCACCAGUCAACUCGGGUGCAUCUAAUGAUAUGAUGCAGCUAAGAAGAAGUUAAAACCCAGAAGUCGUAGAUUGGUCUCAGCGAUUUAUUUUAUUACCAGGAUCUCCAUUUGUUCACAAGACCAUCGGAAAAUAAUGUUUCUCCGUUACGUGUUAGUUAUUGUUUCUCUGUUGCAUUUCCUGCAUGACUUCCGCGUGUGCUGCGAUGAAAACUGUAAAGAAAAACCUGUUUUCACUCCGUCCAGACUGGUAGUGAAGUAUGGUGACCCAACCUCUGCCACCUGCCUUGUUUGUCAGCAUAAUUGCACAAAUGAUGCAUUUGGUCUGGAGCAUGCUGUGGGGUACACUGAAGAAAAUGGAACCACGAUUUCAUGGAAGGUUGACAGCCUGACUGAAUGGGAUACAUCUCCACAGUGCUACUAUAAUGAUGAUGAUGGUAACCAGUGUGUUACCAGCCUGCCUAUAACCGUCUAUCAGCCUCCAAAAAAUGUCUAUCUCAUCUUCAUAAAUCACUCUGGGCCGAUGUUUGCAGGCCAUCAGUACACUCUGCAGUGUACAGUCCAGGAAGUUGCUCCUAUUAGUAACCUCAAUGUGACCUUCUACAGAGGACAGACAGAACUACAGAGACUACAGUCCAGCAGCACAACAAAGGAGCCAGUUAAUGAGACCUUCACUCUGGACAUCAACCCUAGUAAAGAUGAUGGAGGCCUGUACUGGUGUGAAGCAAAGCUAGAGCUGGGAGCUGAAGGACCACAGCCUCCUCCAGUGUUGACGUCACAAAACAUCAUCGCCACUGUUCACUACAAGCCUCAGCUAAAGGAGAGUCCCGAUCCAGAACAGAUCACCGUGACAAUAGGAGACCCUCUGCAUCUGAACUGCUCUAGUGAGGGAAACCCCAGCCCCUCCUACACCUGGAGGCUCCCAUCAACCAGUCGUCCCCCCUUCAGUGGCAGCACUCUCAGUAUCGAGGCUGUAACUUCUACAGAUGGAGGACAGUACAUCUGUUUGGUCAGCAACUCUGUGGGGAAUGUGACUAAAGAGUUUACUGUGGAUGUCAAUGGCCCUGCAGGAGGCUACAGCUACAUCAUCAUUAUUAUUAUCGUGGUGGUAGUGGUCAUCACUCUGGCUGCCCUUUUCUACGUUCGUCGCCAUCGCCAUCAACACUUUGCUGUGCCCGUUGAAGAGUAAAUUUGUGGGUGAGGCCUCACAUGUGUAUGGACUUCCUGAACCUGUUGCUACAUCAUGCUGCAGUUAUGCUCAUAAGCUGCAGUUAUCUGUAAACCACAGAUGUAGAUUGCCUAACACCAACUGCUGUAGAAAGCACCUGGAGUCCCUGUGUAUGAGGAGUAACACACACAUGCUGUAAAUACGGUUAAAAGGAGGUUAAAACCAACAUACUGAAGUGUUGCUUUGUUAAUGGAGAGAUGUCCAUUGCUUAGAUUUUUUUUAAUAAAAAUGUUUAAAGUCCCCUAUUAAAUUUGGUGCAAAUGUAAUAUAUUGUCACUAUAUUUUAUAUUUUAUAAAGUAAACUUUAGAAAUUGGUCACAAAUAUAAUAAUUUUUUUUAAAGGGGCUCUGUAAUUUCCUACAGCAGCAGGUCACUGUAGUUUUAAUCAAAUGUUACUAAAACAAUAGCGAAUUGUCAAUUUAUUGGGGAAGAUUUUCAUGUGCGGAUUAAUACACAUUUGGUGCACUAGUGUAUGUCCGGCAGCAGGACAGUGUACGUGGGAUUGACUCAAAAUAAACAACAGUGCCUGAACAUUUA
Scomber scombrus (Atlantic mackerel) is the source of this 1915-nucleotide messenger RNA. RefSeq names its product vascular cell adhesion protein 1-like. Bases 287 to 1339 code for a protein of 350 amino acids. The transcript has 5 exons. Gene Ontology annotation, cellular component: membrane. Gene Ontology annotation, molecular function: integrin binding. The record is from RefSeq and is a predicted model, not a curated record. Lineage: Eukaryota; Metazoa; Chordata; Actinopteri; Scombriformes; Scombridae. Gene Ontology annotation, biological process: cell-cell adhesion.